This is a messenger RNA of Helicoverpa armigera (cotton bollworm), 890 nucleotides long. Its product is annotated as trypsin, alkaline C. NCBI's taxonomy places the organism in Eukaryota, Metazoa, Arthropoda, Insecta, Lepidoptera, Noctuidae. Gene Ontology annotation, molecular function: serine-type endopeptidase activity. The coding region runs from base 82 to 855 and encodes 257 amino acids. The record is from RefSeq and is a predicted model, not a curated record. Gene Ontology annotation, biological process: proteolysis. The transcript is spliced from 4 exons.
CGCCGACGGAACCCCACAAAUCGUAGUAUAGUACUAUAAAAAGGAAUCUGCGUUAAUUAGUUCAUUACGUUUUCUAACAAAAUGGCGAAGCUGGCUUUUGUACUGUUAUUAGUAGCAGCGUCGGUCUGCACGGACGCCGCGCGUAUCGUCGGUGGCAACCCAACGACCAUCCAGGAGUACCCCAGCAUAGUGCAAGUGGAGUUCCGCACCGGCAUCCUGUGGAGCCAGUCAUGCGCUGCCAACAUCCUCAACAGCAGAUAUGUGCUGUCUGCUGCACAUUGCUUUGAGGGAUUACUCUUCAGCAUCAACAACCGACGUAUCCGCGCGGGCACCUCCACCCGCGGCUCCGGAGGCACCGUGAUCUCCCUCACUCGUCGUAUCAACCACCCCAGCUAUGGAAGCCUCGGUUAUGACGGAGACAUCAGUUUGGUGCAGCUGAGCUCUCCCCUCGUGUGGAGUGACAGCAUCGCCCAGGUGUCGAUCUUGCCGCAAGGCUUCCAGAUGCCCGAUGGCUUGCCAGUUGUUCAUGCUGGGUGGGGUACUACUCAGGCUGGAGGCGUCUCAUCCUCAAUCCUCCGAGACGUGCAAAUCUACACCAUCAACCGUGACCUGUGCACUGCUCGCUACGCCAGCCUCUUCAUCCCUCAAAGGGUGACAGAGAACAUGAUCUGUGCCGGUAUCCUGGACGUAGGAGGCAAGGACGCGUGCCAAGGAGACUCGGGAGGGCCCCUGUAUUACGAGGAUAUCCUCAUAGGAGUGGUGUCUUGGGGUCGUGGGUGCGCUGACUCGCACUAUCCGGGAGUGAGCACCGCUGUGUCUUCCUAUACCGACUGGAUUGUGUCUAAUGCUGUCUAAAUAUUGAUUGAGAUUAAAACAAGAAGUGUGUAUUA